Messenger RNA from Plasmodium adleri (nom. inval.), 2328 nucleotides. RefSeq names its product serine/threonine protein kinase, putative. The record is from RefSeq and is a predicted model, not a curated record. Gene Ontology annotation, biological process: intracellular signal transduction; protein phosphorylation. The coding region runs from base 1 to 2328 and encodes 775 amino acids. Lineage: Eukaryota; Apicomplexa; Aconoidasida; Haemosporida; Plasmodiidae. The transcript has 2 exons. Gene Ontology annotation, cellular component: cytoplasm. Gene Ontology annotation, molecular function: protein serine/threonine kinase activity; ATP binding.
AUGAGUUUAUAUCUAAAUAAGAGACAUCUCAGAUAUCAUGUGAGAGAGUCAGAGUGCUCAUCGGAUUUUUCUUUUGACGACCUCUACAAAAAAGUUAACGACGUUUUUAAUUUCUAUUCCUUCAGUGACACAGAAUCAAAAGAAGAGAAACGAAGAUGUGUUAUAGAUGUCACAGAAGGAAGGAUAUUUAAAAAAAGAAAAGCACAAAAAUUUGUGAAUCGAUUAAAAAGGUCUACACAUCUAUGCAACAUAAAAUCCAACGUUCAAGAUAUUAGAGUGGUAGAUGGGUUUAAAAAAUAUGAUAAAAAUGAAGAAAAAAAAUAUAUUUGUUUUGACGACAAAAAUUGUAAGCAUGAUAGAAUAUACACAUUUGUAAAUUAUGAAUACAUAAAAAUUUUGAAAAAGGCAAAAGAAUUUAAAGGUUGUGCUAUAUCCUUUUUAAGGAGCUCAAAAAUAGAUAGAACAAAGGUAGUAGAUGAUUUGUAUUAUAAUGGAGAGGUAUCACAUGAAAGGGAUGUAGAAAAAAAGAAAAAUGAUAGUCAUGAUAAUUACCAUAAUAAUUAUCAUAAUAAUUAUCAUAGUGAUCAUUUUGAUGAGAAUAAAAAAUUGAAAAAACUGCUAGAAAAAUUCCAUAAAGAAAAAAUACCAUCAUGUAGUUCUAAAGAAUAUUUUACAAAGAUUAUAAAAGAAUAUACAUUAUAUAAGAAAAAAUACAAAAUAAUUAAUUUAGUAUAUGUAAAAGAAGAUAAUCAAUGGAGUUGUCCAAAAAUUAAUAAUAAUAAAAAAAAACAAAGUAAUUCAAUAAAAAGAAAAAUACAAAAAAUAUAUUUAUAUCCAAAGGAAACAUUCUUUAAUCCUUUCUUUAAUAAUUUUAUAACAUAUGAAAAUGGAAUUAAAUUAGAAAGAUAUCUAACUAAAAAUUUGUGUCAUAGAAAUAUUAUUUUGAUGGAUUCAUUUUUUGUAUUACAUAAUUAUAUUGUUACAAUGUAUUCUUUUGGAGGUUAUCCUUUAAUGAGGUGGUGUAAAGAAAAAGAAAAAUUUGUCUUACCAAAUGAAGAAAGAAAAAAAAAAAAAAAAAAAAUUAUGAAUAUACCUGAUGAGUUAAUAGAACAAUAUGGAAAGGAUCCCUAUGUAUUAAAAGAUCACAUGAAUUGUAAUGAUUUUAUAAAUAAUAUUAAUAAUAUGAAUAAUAUGAAUAAUAUGAAUAAUAUAAACGAAUCAGAUAUUCUUUUUAAUAAUAUAGAAUAUGUAAACAAGACCAAUGACCAAGAACAAAACAUAUUUGAAUCAUAUGAUAAAAGGAAGGUUUCAAGGAAUUAUUUUCAUGCUAUAGGUGACAACGAAAGUUAUUUAAAUGUUCAAUCGGUUUUUCCACACAUUAUUGAUAAAAAUUAUUAUAAUGGAAUACCUCAAGGUAUAAUCACAAAUAUAAGAGAGACAAGGAAGAAUGAAAUGUAUGAUAUAGAAAAAAUGAAUAGAGAUAUAAAAAAAUUAAAAAGAAAAUUAAAGGAUAUAAAAGAGAAAAAAAUGGAAAAAAUGGAAAAAAUGAAAAAAAUGAAAAAAUUGAAAAAAAUGGAAAAAAUGGAAAAAAUGAAAAAAAUGGAAAAAAUGAAAAAAUUGAAAAAAAUGGAAAAAAUGAAAAAAUUGAAAAAAAUGAAAAAAUUGAAAAAAAUGAAAAAAAUGAAAAAAUUGAAAAAAAUGGAAAAAACAAAACAAUUUGCUUAUGUAUAUCCUGAAUAUCUCGUAGCUGAAAUAUUAAGACAAUUAUUAAAUGUGUGUUUAUAUUUAUAUAAAAAUAACAUAUUUCAUAGUGAUAUAAAACCAUCAAAUAUCGUUAUAAAGAAUGUUCAUAAGAAACAUAUGGAUAUAAUACGUUAUAGUAAAAGAAAUAAUAUGUGGUAUAUAUAUAAAAGAGGAGAAAUAAUAAAAAGGAAAAUAUGUAUAAAAUUAAUUGAUUUUGAAUAUUGUCAAAUAAUAAAUAAUAAAAAUGGAUUUGUUAUGUCAGGUGGAACAACAUCAUUAUUUAAACCUUUAGAAGAUUUUAAAAAUAAAAAAAUUUAUGCUUUAUCUAAAUUAGUAUGGAUAAUAGGUAUAACUAUUUUUAUAUUAUUAACAGGUACUCAUCCAUUUACUAAAAUAAAUAAUGAUGUUCAUAUUUAUUAUCUUCUAUCUAAAAAUAAGAAAUUCUAUAUAAAAAAAAAAUUAAACAAAUAUAAUUAUCUAUCUCAAUCAUGUAAAGAUUUAUUAAAAAAAAUGUUAACAUUAAAUUAUCAAAACAGAAUAUCAUUCAUUCGGAUAUUUAAUAACUCAUUUACUCUUUUUGGAUAA